CCUUCACCUCGACACGGGGAGGCAUGACCAAUGGGAAGUUUUGGAGGACCGGAAGGAAGGCUGGUCCUCCUACCAAAGCAUCCCCUCAUUGUCUGAAUGCGGAAGUUGGAUCAUGAGCUCCUGCUGCUCUCUCUCUCUGAAUGAAGAUUGAGUGUUACCCCAGACUGCACCACCCUCUGCUUUCACCGGAGGAUUUACCUGCAUAUCUUGAACUAAUUGCCUCAGCCAGCUUGACUCAUUGGGACUGGAAUUUUAUCCAUCUUUUGAGUGGAGAAGGAGGAUUGUCCCGCCUGCUUCCAGAGAUCUGACUGGUAAAGCACUGAGAUGCCGCUGUUCGAGGGUGGAGGGAGCUUUACCGGAGCGGAGAGUUAGCCAGCCGGCCACCCGCAGCAGAGUGGGACGUCAGAGGGAGCGUCGAACCUGGAGGGAGCCCGCGCCGUGGGGAAACCGUGGAAGUGUGGGGAAUGCGGGAAGGGGUUUCGAGUCCCCUCUGAGCUGGAGAUCCACCGGCGCGGUCACACCGGGGAGAGGCCGUUCUCCUGCCCCGAGUCCGGCAAGGCCUUCAUUGGGUCCUCCAAGCUGCUGAGGCACCGGCGGGUCCACACCGGGGACAGGCCGUACCCCUGCCCCGAGUGUGGCAAGGCCCUUCACCCAGCUGUCCCACCUGCAGACGCACCGGCGCCUCCACACACCAGGGAGAGGCCUCUCACCUGCCCCGGGGGCGGCAAGGCCUUCAAUCGAUCGCCGACCCUGCGGACGCACAGGCGCCUUCCCAACGUGACCGCACGGAGUUGAAGUCUGCAGCGAAUCCCACCCAGGACUGGGGGGGGAUCGUGCCCGUGGGGGGGAUUGUGCCCCGUUCGAAGACAGUGGGUGAAGCGGGAAGGGAGCGAGGCUUCCUUUCUACCGGACUGGCCGCUCUCGCUCCCUUUGCUUCCCGUGGGACCGAUGCUGUUUGAGGCUGGGACUGCACGUUCCCCGGGCCAAAGAUCUGCAGGAGCUGAGGAAGUGCACUCCUUUCACACCGGAUGGAUAUGAGAAGAGCAGCUUUGCAGGUAGAGCUCCCCAACUGAGUACCAUGUGAAGGUCUGACAGAGCCCCUUGAUUCGUGGGACAGGAGAGACGUCCCUCUUUCAGUCCAGAAGGGGAAAAUUCUUUGAACGUUUUUGUCUGCUUCAGUAGGCUCUUAAAGUAUCAUCUUUACCUGAACCACAGGGGCACGUGCCUGAGCCAGUUUGCCCACUGUGGGGAAAGGAAGUCUCAGGAGGCAUUCUGCGCGCCAUGGAGAAACCGUGGAAGUGUGGGGAUUGCGGGAAAGGAUUCCACUAUCCCUCCAUGCUGGAGAUCCACCACCGUGUCCACACCGGGGAGCGGCCCUUCACCUGCUCCGUCUGCGGCAAGGGCUUCACCCAGUCGCCCCACCUGCUGUCCCACCAGCGGGUCCACACCGGGGAGCGGCCGUUCGCUUGCUCCGAGUGCGGGAAGGACUUCAGCGAAUCGUCCAGCCUGCUCAAGCACCAGCGGGUCCACACCGGGGAGCGGCCCUUCACCUGCUCGGUGUGCGGCAAGGGCUUCCCUCAUUCGUCCACCCUGCUCAAGCACCGGCAGGUCCACACCGGGGAGCGGCCCUUCACCUGCACCGUCUGCGGCAAGGGCUUCCCUCACUCGUCCAGCCUGCUCAAGCACCAGCAGGUCCACACCGGGGAGCGGCCCUUCACCUGCACCGUCUGCGGCAAGGGCUUCACCCGCUCAUCGCACCUGCUGACCCACCAGCGGGUCCACACCGGGGAGAGGCCGUUCAGCUGCUCCGUCUGUGGCAAGAGCUUCUCUCACUGGUCCAGCCUGCUGCGGCACCAGCAGGUCCACACCGCGGAGCGGUCCUUCAUCUGCUCCGUCUGCGGCAAGGGCUUCUCUCACUCGUCCAGCCUGCUGCGGCACCAGCAGGUCCACACCGCGGAGCGUCCUUCACCUGCUCCGUCUGUGGCAAGGGCUUCCCCCACUCGUCCGGCCUCCAGAUCCACCAGCGGGUCCACACGGGGGAACAUCCUUCCGAUAGACCAGAAGUGCACAUAAUACAGAGGAACUUCGAUUAUCCAGAAUUAGAUGAACCAGCACGGUGGCUCAGUGGUUAGCGCUGCUACCUCACAGUACCAGGGACCCGGGUUUCAUUCCUGCCUCAGGCGACAGACUGUGUGGAGUUUGCACAUUCUCCCCGCGUCUGCGUGGGUUUCCUCCUCGUGCUCCGGUUCCGUACCACAGUCCAAAGAUGUGCAGGUCAGGGUGAAUUGGCCAUGCUAAAUUGCCCGUAGUGUUAGGUACAUUAGUCAGAGGGAAAUAGGUCUGGGUGGGUUACUCUUCAGAGGGUCAGUGUGGACUGGUUGGGCCUGUUUCCGCACUGGAAGGGAUCUAAUCGUCAAGCGACUGAAAUACACUCUGCAUGUGUCCUUUGGAUAAUCGAGGUUCCUGUGUAUUCCAAAAGUGGCCUAACCAACGUCCUGUCCAGACCCCAACCCCUAUACUCAGUGCUGUGACCAAUAAAGUGAUCUGCAGAAUCUGCGGGACUUGCUUAAUCCUGGGAGGUAAAUCACGUGUUUCUCCUUCUCUUGCAGGUGGAUCCAAGAUUUCACUCUCUGUCCCAUUGAGUCUCCAGUCAGGUCCUUCAGCUCAACUGGUCUCUCUCAGUAUUUCUGACCCAUGUGAGCCUCUACGCACCUCCCCUUCACUUGCUCACACUUGAUUUCCCUUACAGCAGCAUUCCCUUCAGUUCCUUUCUCCCUGACGUCUGUAUCCAGCUUUUCCUUAAAUGCCGUCCACCUCGACCUGCUACUGUGGGGGUCAUUCCCGCUGCAGACAGAGGUCUCUCCUUUGUAACCUCUUCAAAAGAUUUACCGCUGACUUCCCCCUUCAGUCUUUUCCAUUUCUGGGUCUCCCCGCUGUUGCGAAACUUGGAAGGGUUCAGAAAAUAUUUACAAGGAUGUUGCCAGGGUUGGAGGAUCUGAGCUACAGGGAGAGGCUGAACAGGCUGGGGCUGUUUCCCCUGGAGCGUCGGAGGCUGAGGGAUGACCUUAUAGAGGUUUACAAAAUUAUGACCGGCAUGGAUAGGAUAAAUAGGCAAAGUCUUUUCCCUGGUGUUGGGGAAUCCAGAACUAGAGGGCAUAGGUUUAGGGUGAGAGGGGAAGAUAUAAAAGAGACCUACAGGGCAACUUUUUCAUACAGAAGGUGGUGUGUGUAUGGAAUGAGCUGCCAGAGGAUGUGGUGGAGGCUGGUACAAUUGCAACAUUUAAGAGGCAUUUGGAUGGGUAUAUGAAUAGGAAGGGUUUGGAGGGAUAUGGGCCGGGUGCUGGCAGGUGGGACUAGUUUGGGUUGGGAUAUUUGGUCGGUAUGGACGGGUUAGACCAAAGGGUCUGUUUUCGUGCUGUACAUCUCUUGACAAAGCCUUGUCUGAGGGUGAAAUGUUGUCAUUCCCGUUGAUGCGGGUGGUCCCCUGUCUGUUGUCCUUUUUGUUUCCUUUCUCGGAAAGGACCUCGCGGACAUGGGCAGCGUUCCCGAGCCCCGCUCCGGAACGGGCUGUUCCGUCCACUUCCAGCCCCCGGGGGAAGGGGCAGCUUGAGUGCAGUUGGAGAGUGGGCCGUUCACCGGGAGGGUGCCAAUGGGACGGGAGAGUGGUACCGGUAAUGGGGCAAGGGGGAGAUGCCUCAGACCGCCAGAAACACUGGGGCAGCUGCUCGCGUGCUCCUUUUGGAUCUCACAGCACAGGGAGGCCAUUCAUCUAAUUACCUCUCUGCCUCUGCGUCUGUCUGUCUCUCUGAGGUGACAGCGGAUUCCAGCAUAUUGCUGCUUGCUGGGUAAACCUGUUUUUCCUCUGUUUUCCCCCUCUCUCUCCUGCUCAAACCCCUGAACUUCAGGCCGCCCCUGACCUUGUCACUAUCAGUGAAUAGGGAACAGCUUUUCUUCCUCCACCUUAUCUGAACCUAUCACAAUCUUCCCCACUUUCACCAGUUGUAUCUGUGUGUGACCCUCUCUUUCUGUGUCUCUUUCUCUCCUAAGCCCCCUCCCUCACCACAUCCCAUUUACCCACCCCCUCCUGUCAUGCUCCCACUUUCAAACGGUCUCGUUGUGUUUUCACUGCCUCUUCCCCAUCGUUUCCGUCAAGCACCUCAUCUCACGCUUAGAACCCCUGCAGUGUAGGAGCAGGCCCUUCAGCUCAUCCAACCCACACCAACCCUCCCUCACCCAGACCUCUGCCCGUAACCCUGCAAUUCCCAUUGGCUAACCCACCUAGCCUACACAUCCCUGGGCACUAUGGGUAAUUUAGCACAGCUAAUGCACCCUAACCUGCACGGCACUAUGGGUAAUUUAGCAUGGCCAAUGCCCCCUAACCUGCACAUCCCAAACACUAUGUAAUUUAGCACGGCCAGUCCACCCAAACCUGCACAUCCCUGGAUACUAUAGGACAAUUUAGCCUGGCCAAUCCUACACUAAGGGUGGAUUGGCCAUGCUAAAUUACCCAUAGUACCCAGGGAUGUGUAGGUUAGGGUCGAUUGGCCAUGCUAAAUUACCCAAUCCUACACAUCCCUGGGUACUGUUAGGAUAAAAUAGGUCAAGGGAGGGUGGAGCUAUAGCUGCUGUUUGGGGAAUCGAAACUGUUGCUUACGUGGCUAGCUCAGCUGCCAACGCCCAAAUCAGCUCAAUAACAGGAAACGCCUAGCAAACGCGAAAUGUCCUAAUAAGGCAAUGCUUAGUAGCUCCGCGAAGCUCUGCUUAGCAAAGAGUAUAUCAGGAGCAGAUUUGGGAGGGGAAGGCAGAACGCGCCUUCUCCAGUGAAUGCAUGGUGAUUCACUGUAUCAGCUACGAUUCUGCAAUAAAGCCUGCUUGUGCUAAACAA
This is a messenger RNA of Hemiscyllium ocellatum (epaulette shark), 4885 nucleotides long. RefSeq names its product zinc finger protein 239-like. Bases 1282 to 2073 code for a protein of 263 amino acids. The transcript is spliced from 3 exons. The record is from RefSeq and is a predicted model, not a curated record. Gene Ontology annotation, biological process: negative regulation of transcription by RNA polymerase II. NCBI's taxonomy places the organism in Eukaryota, Metazoa, Chordata, Chondrichthyes, Orectolobiformes, Hemiscylliidae. Gene Ontology annotation, molecular function: DNA-binding transcription repressor activity, RNA polymerase II-specific.